AUGUAUGGGAAGUUUGAUGUUAUAUCUUGGAACUGCUUGAUCUGGGCCGGUCAAAGAGCUGGACACAGUGAGCUGGCUUUGGAGCUGUUCCAUAAAAUGAGAGAUGCUGAGUUGUUAACCGAUCAGUUUACGUGUUCAAUGUUGAUGAGUGUCAGUAUUGGAGAUUCUGUUCAGCUCUUUAAGGAACAAGAUCAAUGGGAUUCAGCCUUAUGCAAUUUGAUGAUCUCAGGCUAUGCUAGACAUGAUUUAGGGGAAGAUGCUUUGCGACUCUUAAUGUUGACCUUGAGGAAGAGUAUCAGGCCAACAGAAUACAUGGUUAGCUCUCUCUUGAGUGCAGUUAUUGCCAGUUCACUUGUUGACAUAGUGUCUUCUACCAUGGACCUCUUCAGGGAGUUAUUGACUAGAGGAGGCACGCUUCCAGAUCGAAUAACACUUACUGCAGUUGUACUAGCAUGCAACUAUGGGUUAUUGGUUGAUGAAGGAAUCGAAAUAUUUUCCUCAAUGGAGAUUAAAUUUGGAGUAAAACCAGGAGAAGAACAUUAUGAAUGCGUUGUGGCGAUGUUGAGUAAAGUUGGUAAGCUCAAAGAAGCCAUUGAUAUCAUAGAAACAAAGCCGUAUAGAAGUACCUCUGACAUUUGA
This is a messenger RNA of Sphenostylis stenocarpa, 639 nucleotides long. Lineage: Eukaryota; Viridiplantae; Streptophyta; Magnoliopsida; Fabales; Fabaceae. The record is from the annotation of a GenBank genome assembly.